AUGUUGGCAUCCGAUAUAAUCCAUCAUAAAGACGUACAAAUAACGCACCGAUGCACGCGGCUAAGUCAAAUCAGGAGACGAUGAACUGCGUUCGAAUUGGCCAGAUAACGCGCUUCUGGCAGCCGGUGCUGGUGUUAGAUAUAAAACAUGCUUGCGCGAGGCAUUCCAGUGUCAGUUUAAAAGUUAGCGCGAAAGCGGUACGGUAAUUCGUAUUGGAAAGGCCUCCACAAUGAGGAACGGUGGUUUAUUGGUUGCGUUGGUGGGAUUUCUGGCUCUGCUGGGAUCCCGAAUCGAGGCGAAAAAGUUUGACAAGUGUUCCCUGGCUAAGGCCCUUCUGGCGCAAGGAUUCAGCCGGGGUGAUCUGCGGAAUUGGGUGUGCUUGAUCCAGAACGAAAGCGCAAUGGAUACCAGCGCCAAGCACAACAACAGCAACGGAUCCACCGAUUGGGGUCUGUUCCAGAUCAACGAUAGGUACUGGUGCGAUCCGCAAAACAAGAACAAGAAGACCUCGAACGAGUGCAAGGUCAAGUGUUCGGAAUUCCUGAAAGCUGACAUCGGUAAGGCUUCAACGUGUGCCAAAAAGAUCCACAAGCGGCACGGCUUUAGCGCCUGGUACGGCUGGACUAACCGCUGCAAGGGCAAGGCCCUUCCCGAUCUGAGCAAGUGUAAAUUGUAAUGAAACUCAUACAGAGUUCUCUGAACUAAUAAAGCUAAUGAAUAUUUAUCGAAAAA
Messenger RNA from Aedes albopictus (Asian tiger mosquito), 732 nucleotides. Its product is annotated as lysozyme. Gene Ontology annotation, molecular function: lysozyme activity. The coding region runs from base 230 to 676 and encodes 148 amino acids. The record is from RefSeq and is a predicted model, not a curated record. The transcript has 2 exons. Lineage: Eukaryota; Metazoa; Arthropoda; Insecta; Diptera; Culicidae.